This is a messenger RNA of Aureococcus anophagefferens, 1164 nucleotides long. RefSeq lists its product as hypothetical. Gene Ontology annotation, biological process: protein phosphorylation; regulation of gene expression; regulation of G2/M transition of mitotic cell cycle. Bases 49 to 984 code for a protein of 311 amino acids. Gene Ontology annotation, cellular component: cyclin-dependent protein kinase holoenzyme complex; nucleus; cytoplasm. The record is from RefSeq and is a predicted model, not a curated record. Gene Ontology annotation, molecular function: ATP binding; cyclin-dependent protein serine/threonine kinase activity; cyclin binding. Lineage: Eukaryota; Pelagophyceae; Pelagomonadales; Pelagomonadaceae. The transcript has 4 exons.
GGCGGCAAGGUCGCGCGACGUAGUGGCGUACGGCCGCGUGCGCGCGCCAUGGAGAAGUACGAGAAGGUGGAGAAGGUGGGCGAGGGCACCUACGGCGUCGUUUACAAGGUGCGCAACGUGCGGACGAACAGCAUCCUCGCGCUGAAGAAGAUCCGCCUCGCGGACGAGGAGGAGGGCGUCCCCGCGACGGCGAUCCGCGAGAUCAGCCUCCUCAAGGAGCUGAGCCACCCGAACAUCGUCGCGCUCCACGACGUCGUCUACGUCAACUCGAAGCUCUUCCUCGCCUUCGAGUUCCUCGACCAGGACCUGAAGCACUACAUGGACGCGCGCGCGGGCCGAGGCCUCGACAUGAGCGUCUGCACGUCCUUCGUGUACCAGAUCCUCUGCGGCGUCGCGUUCUGCCACGAGCGCCGGGUCCUGCACCGCGACCUCAAGCCCCAGAACCUGCUGCUCGACAGCGCGGGCACGCUGAAGCUCGCGGACUUUGGCCUCGCGCGGGCGUUCUCGAGCCCGCGGCACGCGUACACGCACGAGGUCAUCACGCUCUGGUACCGCGCGCCGGAGAUCCUGCUCGGCGCGGAGCACUACUCGACGCCCGUGGACAUCUGGUCCAUCGGCUGCAUCUUCUGCGAGAUGGCGAGCAGCCGGCCGCUCUUCCCCGGCGACAGCGAGAUCGACGAGCUCUUCCGCAUCUUCCGCGUCUGCGGCACGCCGGGGGACCACGUCUGGCCGGGCGUGUCCCAGCUGCCCAACUACAAGGCCGAGUUCCCCAAGUGGCACGCGCAGCGCUGGGACUGCGCCGUCCCCGAGCUCGGCCCCGCGUCGCCGAGCGGCGGCGCGGAGGCGCUGGACCUCGUCGCCUGCCUCCUCACCUACGCGCCGUCGAAGCGCAUCACCUGCCGCAAGGCCCUCGACCACCCCUUUUUCCGGCCGCCGCGCCUCGACAAGCACCGCUUCGCGGCGUCGACGUCCGCGCUCGGCUGACGCCGCGGCGACCCCGGACCGACACCAAAAAAAAAACCUAUGUGGGAGCGCCGCGCCGCCGCCUCGACGGCAGGCGGACGCGCGCUCCGGAAAAAAACAACCGCGGACCGCCGCGGACCGGGCGCCGACGUGGACUCGGCGCCCCUCCCGUGUAUGUGCCUCGCUUUAAUAUUCGCUACG